Effrenium voratum is the source of this 810-nucleotide messenger RNA. The record is from the annotation of a GenBank genome assembly. Lineage: Eukaryota; Dinophyceae; Suessiales; Symbiodiniaceae.
UCACUUGAAGACUUGUGCUGGUGCUGGCCAUGUGGCGCCAUCUGCUGGGUUUGUGCGCCGGUCUCGCUGCCGGGAGCAGCGAUGGCGCGCGUUCGACGUUGUGCUGCGUGAAGGAUACUUACCAGCACGGAGUCUUCACCUUUCAGUUUCAGACUGAUGCCAAGGCAGCUCUCUAUGCCGCCUACUUCACAGGGGCAUACAGGCAUGGCUGGAACUCCCCCAUUCCCUUGGAGCGACGAUUCGCUGCCCGCAUGUGGAUCCACUGCUUGGGGGGUAUGAAGCUUACACCCGAGUUGUGCAAGAAGCCGCCGAUCAGCAGCGAGCUGGACGUCUUCAACGAGUCGCAGUUCAUCAAUGAGAAGGAAGAGGCCUUCAACCGGCUUCACCAGUUCAUCCAGUCAGCCUACUUUAGGCAGGAGGAGUACGUCUUCUCUGCGCCCGACUGUGCGACGGGCUACGUGCCAGCCAAAGACUCGACUCGUUGUAACGGGGAGCUCCUCAACUUCCUGACCUUAGCCCAGUACUGGAACCGGAAGCUGCAGGCGGACAUCGAGCUGUCCCGGGCAAAGCGCCGCCUUGAAGGCACAAAUGCAGAGCAGAUGGCUGCGGUGAAGGGGCACAUCCAUGAGCUCGAACAGGUUCGGCAGAACCAGCUGAACAGCAUCAUCAAGGUGUUGCAGAGGCCUUCGGAGUAUGUCACCUGAGCCGGUGAGGCAGCACACCGCAUGAGCAAGGUGGCAGACAUUGCUGCAGCCAUAUCGCGGUGAUGCAUUGAGUUGUGAUUUCAAGGAAAUUGCCUCAAAGAAGACA